CCACUAUCCAACUAUUUAUACUCAACUUGAAUAAUACUUAUUUAUUCAAUUUCCGAAUAAUCGGUCUUCUCCCUAGGGUUUGCGCCACUAGGGUCGUUUUUUCCGAUUUCGAUCUUGCUAGAUCGAAGAUCGGUUUUGUUUUUAUUGGUUUCUGGUUUCGGUCACGGAAGAGAGGAGAGGAGAACUCGAAGGAUUUUGGCAUGGAAACCGAAGGAGUUCGACUGCAGAUGAAGAUGACCAGAGUCGGAAAGCAAGGGAUUGAAGGACAAUUUCACGCAGAUAAGGAGAGCCGAACAGCGCAAGACACAUACAAAUUGGUAAUUGUUGAUGCUGACGACGGGGCGGUCGAGUUGGAGGUAAACCGCUUUUGAUGCAAUAACAAUCGUCGCAAGAGUUCGACCUCCUCCAGAACCACCGCCAAGGGUUGAUCGACGCGGUUUGGAGUUUGAUUAUUUAUUUUUUCUGCGUUUUAAUUUCCAGAUUAAGUCGUUUGUGUGUUGUUUUAUUUUUUGUUGUAAUACUCUUGUACUCCGUAUUAGGUUUGGGGGAUGAAAAGUCUGCGGUAACCGUUAUUGGCUUUAAGUUGCCCAAUUUUGGUCUAGUGAGUUAUACUGCUUUUUUACAGGUGGUGAACUCUCAGUCUCGGCCACGGGCGGAUGAUUGCAUGUAGUUCUUUUCUGCUUUUGUACCCUUGCUGAAUGUUAUUUCUAUGAAUUAAGCCCUAUUCGAG
Cuscuta epithymum is the source of this 730-nucleotide messenger RNA. The record is from the annotation of a GenBank genome assembly. Lineage: Eukaryota; Viridiplantae; Streptophyta; Magnoliopsida; Solanales; Convolvulaceae.